Molecule: messenger RNA, 2190 nt
Organism: Drechmeria coniospora
Lineage: Eukaryota; Fungi; Ascomycota; Sordariomycetes; Hypocreales; Ophiocordycipitaceae
Product: threonine synthase
Exons: 3
Coding region: 1-2190 (729 amino acids)
Biological process (GO): L-threonine biosynthetic process
Molecular function (GO): pyridoxal phosphate binding; threonine synthase activity
Source: RefSeq, a predicted model, not a curated record
AUGUAUUUCUACCCCUGUCGGAGUCGCUGUGACCCCCCUGUGCCCCUCCUGCUUCCCUCCCUCCCUCUCUGCUCGCUUCAAGAGCAGCACAGUGGAGAGCAGCUUGGUGCUCGUCGUCGUCGCCAGCCUUGCCCCUCCUCCUCCUCCUCCUCCUCCGCUUCCCAUCUUUCUGCCUCCACCCACGCCUCACGCGACUCCCCUCGUCCUCUUUCGCUUCCCCCCUUCCCUUCCUCCAUCUGCGUCGACCUCGCCGGACUGCGUUUGCGCUCGACUGGUCCCGUACCGACCCGCCAAAGGCCUCCGGAUCCGCGACGUUAUAUGAAUCCUGGCGACCCACGACGGAAAAAAAUAGACUCGUCGAUACGUCUGCCUGUCGCAGCGACCUGCUUCAUGGCGCAGAACUCAAACGUCGAGAAUGGGUCCCGCGACCCGACCCAUACGCCGUCGCAGCGAUAUCUGAGCACUCGCGGUGACGACUACGGCGUAAGCAAAUGCCCCCCCCCCCCCCUCGAACCUUUCCUCGCCCUCCUCGGGCCAUGUCUCCCGGCGCCGGCAACCAUGCGUGCCUGGCGGCCCAUCUUGCCCUCCAUCGGUGCCGUCCUUCUCCAAUGCCGCCCCUGGCUGAUCUCUCGCCCUCAGCUGUCCUUUGAAGAGGUUGUCCUCAAGGGUCUCGCCACCGACGGCGGCCUCUACAUUCCCGAAGCGAUCCCCAAAGCCUCGUCGUGGGAAAGCUGGAAGGACCUGAGCUACCCCGAGCUGGCCUUUGAGAUCCUUUCCCUCUUCAUCUCCCCUUCCGAAAUCCCCUCGGCCGAUCUCAGGGACGUCAUCGCCCGCAGCUACUCGACCUUUCGGAGUCCGGCCACGACGCCCCUCGUCCACCUGCAAAACAACCAUUACCUCCUCGAGCUCUUCCACGGCCCCACCUUCGCCUUCAAGGAUGUCGCCCUGCAGUUCCUCGGCAACCUCUUCGAGUACUUCCUCGUGAGGAAAAACAAGGACAGGGAGGGCAAGGAUCGGCAUCAUCUGACCAUUGUCGGCGCCACCAGCGGAGACACCGGUUCCGCCGCCAUCUACGGCCUGAGGGGCAAGACAGACGUGUCCGUCUUCAUCAUGUACCCCAAGGGGCGCGUGAGCCCCAUCCAGGAGUUGCAGAUGACGACGGUGCCCGACAAGAACGUCCACAACCUUGCCAUCUCGGGAACCUUUGACGAUUGCCAGGACAUUCUCAAGUCCAUCCUCGCCGACGCCGACGCCAACAAGUCACUGAACCUCGGCGCCGUCAACUCGAUCAACUGGGCCCGAAUCCUGGCCCAGAUCGUCUACUACUUCCACUCCUACUUCUCCCUCGUCAAGGCCCAGCCCGACUUCAAGCUCGGCGACAAGCUUCGCUUCGUCGUGCCGUCGGGCAACUUUGGCGACAUCCUAGCCGGCUACUUCGCCAUGCGCAUGGGACUGCCGACCCAGAAGCUCGUCAUCGCCACCAACGAAAAUGACAUUCUCGAUCGAUUUUGGAAGUCGGGCAAGUACGAGAAGAUGAAGGCCCGUGGCCCUGACGCCGAGAACGGCCUCGCCGUGGACGGUGCCCACGCGCACCCCGACGGCGUCAAGGAGACGCUCAGCCCCGCCAUGGACAUUCUCGUCUCGAGCAACUUUGAGCGCCUCCUGUGGUACCUCGCUUACGAGUUCGCCGAGACGGCCGGCAUGGACGACCUGUGGAACAAGAAGCAGGCCGGCCAAGAGGUGAGCAAAUGGCUCAACGAGCUCAAGUCCACCGGCUCCUUCGGCCCCGUCUAUCAGGACGUGCUCAAGUACGCGAAGCGCGACUUUGAGAGCGAGCGUGUCGACGACUCUCAGACCAUCGAGACCAUUCAGACACUGUAUCGGAGCAUCGGCUACGUCCUCGACCCCCACACGGCCGUCGGAGUCGCCGCGACGAUGAGGUCGGCCGAACGCGCCGGGCCCGACGUCCGCCACAUCUCCCUCUCCACCGCCCACCCUGCCAAGUUCUCCGGUGCCGUCGAGCUCGCCCUGCGCGACGAGGAGGGCUUCGACUUCAAGAAGCAAGUUCUCCCCGUCGAGUUUGUGGGCCUCGACAAGAAGGAGAAGAGAGUGACGGACGUGGAAAACGACUGGCGCAAGGUGCUCGAUCUCGUCAAGUCCCAGGUAGCGCAAGAGCUUGCAGAAGCUUGA